This is a messenger RNA of Trypanosoma conorhini, 456 nucleotides long. RefSeq names its product transporter. NCBI's taxonomy places the organism in Eukaryota, Euglenozoa, Kinetoplastea, Trypanosomatida, Trypanosomatidae. The record is from RefSeq and is a predicted model, not a curated record. The transcript has a single exon. Bases 1 to 456 code for a protein of 151 amino acids.
AUGCGCCUUGUGGGCUGCCCCUCUCGCCCGCUGGCGUGCGUGCGUGUGUGCCGGGGCGCGGCCUCUCGCCGCGUUUUCCCUCCUCCUCAUCCUCCUCUUUUUCUUAGUUCUUCUGCUGCUGCCGCUGCUUCCCCGGCCGCUGGCGCCUGCGCUCGUGCGCAGAGGGGGAUGGUUGUGGUGAAGGGCGGCGGCACGCCGUACAGCAUCGGCAACGGGCGGCAGAUGCCCUGGGAGGAGGUGCCGGAGAAGUUCAAGGAGCGGCUGCGGGAACAGACGGAGGUGGCGAAGUGCGUAGAGAUGCGGGCGGAGGCGCAGGCGUGCAUCGAGGAGCGCGGCUUUUGGGACCCGCAGUGCGUGGAGCUAACGGAACGGUUUCACCUGUGCCAGUCGGUGGAGCUCGCACGCGGCAUAAACAAGCGGCCGGAGAAGGCCGCGGCCGGCGAGGAGGAGGCGUAG